AUGGGGAAGCGUCGAGAGGAGCGGUCUACUUCUGACGACGCGGACUCGUUAGGCACAGAGCUCAGUGAUUACAUUAUCAUAGAUGCCGUGCCAAAAACUUCCUUAGAUGAAUUUGCAGAAAGGAUUUUUGGUGACAUCACCAAAGCUUCAGCUUGCAAACAGCUUGCAAUAGGUGGUGCCACUGGAUGGGUUACUGGCUAUCUGGCAAACAAAUUUGGAAAAAUGGCUGCUAUCAGUUUGGGAAGUACACUUCUUCUCUUCCAGAUUGCCCAACACAAUGGCUAUAUCACCAUUGACUGGACCAAAGUCAGGCAUGCUAUGACUAAAGCUCAGGCUAAAGCUAAGCAUACAAUGCUUAAACAUCAGACCAGUAUCAUUCAGAAGGGCAUGAACUUCUAUGAAGAGAACUUCUUCCUGGCUAGUGGAUUUGCUGCAGGCUUUCUGGUAGGAUUCAUUUGGUGA
Messenger RNA from Candidula unifasciata, 462 nucleotides. The record is from the annotation of a GenBank genome assembly. Lineage: Eukaryota; Metazoa; Mollusca; Gastropoda; Stylommatophora; Geomitridae.